Salvelinus fontinalis (brook trout) is the source of this 566-nucleotide messenger RNA. Its product is annotated as late secretory pathway protein AVL9 homolog. Gene Ontology annotation, cellular component: cytoplasm. The coding region runs from base 130 to 429 and encodes 99 amino acids. The transcript is spliced from 4 exons. Lineage: Eukaryota; Metazoa; Chordata; Actinopteri; Salmoniformes; Salmonidae. The record is from RefSeq and is a predicted model, not a curated record.
UCUGUCUCUCUCUGUCUCUGUGUGUGUCCAGAUAAUGAGAAGUUGCUAGCGGACUGGGGCGCUCCCUUCAUCUCAGCCUGGAGGAUCACACACAACUACAGAGUGUGGUUCAUCAACAAGCACCCAGCCAUGGCCGAGAUCACCCCAGGUCAUCCGUUCCAAGGACAGUACAGUGCUGCUGAUCUGAAAUUAAGAUUCUCACACUCGGUGCAGAACAGUGAGCGUGGGAAGAAGAUGGGGGCAGCUGUCAUCACCACCAGUCGGAGUGUUGUGCAGACUGGGAAGGCAGUAGGUCAGUCGGUGGGUGGAGCGCUGAGCAGCGCUAAGUCAGCCAUGUCCUCCUGGUUCUCUACGUUGGCACCGCCAGCUAUCGUACCCACUCCAGCAGCCUCACCAGAGCCUCGGUUACCUACAGAGACCAAGCCUUGACCACCUGCCUGUCCGCCUCACCCCCAGUCUCUUCUCACAGCAGCUGUCUAGCGGGAGAGACUAGGGUUAACCUACCCCCCCCCCUCCUCUGACUCCUCUGACUAGGGUUAACCUACCCCCCCCCCUCCUCAACAGUC